Molecule: messenger RNA, 7759 nt
Organism: Paramuricea clavata
Lineage: Eukaryota; Metazoa; Cnidaria; Anthozoa; Malacalcyonacea; Plexauridae
Source: the annotation of a GenBank genome assembly
AUGUUGGAUUCACUGCAUAAAUUAGACCAGGCGACAGAAUCAUCGUUUAGUACCGAGCUGAAACGACUUUUUCCGGUCACAAUGCAGUUAAAAUACAAGACUAUUGAUCCAACUGUUUAUUUCAAGAUCAGAGAGCACAGAGUGAGCACUUCGUACAAAACGGUAAGUCGAAAUAGCUGUUCACACUGACAUGUCAUGUCAUGUCAUGUCAUGUCAGAAUUAUAACUUUUCUAGCCAUCCAAAUUUAGCCUCUCAAACCUGACGUCUUACCUAAACGUUUUAUAUGCACGCAGUUUUCAUAAUACAUUUAAAUUUAUUAAAUACAGUUUAACAUUUGCGAAUGCAAAUCUCGAGUUCUGAAGUGUGAAACUCUGAGAGCAAUGUAUUUUACAAGAUUUAAAACACUCAAUAAUUCACUGAUGACGAAAAUUAAGGCGGAGGAAGUCACUACCGUCUCGGUAGUUGUAUAUUUGAUAAAAAAUCAUGUUUAUUUAUACCAACUUUAUAGCUUUGAUUUACUCGGCUAAGACAUCGUUUAUUUCUAAAAUUACUUCGCCAAUGAAAUCAUCAGAGGGGUCGUUUUUUAAGCCAUUUAAAACACUCGCACUCAUAAAGCACUCCUGCAUGUUCAUGUUUUAAAUAGUACAUAAAUUUUACUUUGCCAUGCACAGAAUCACACACAAAGCGCCAACACAACAACGUCGUAGUGUGCAUGUCCCAGCCAUUACUCAUUAGUUCCCAGUCCUUACACAAGCUUGUGAGAAUGUGAGUUGAUUGAACUUUUCUUUUCUAGAAUGCCCACCAUGCAUACCUCACUGAUCCUUGUUUGCAUCGCGUGGAUUUCGCUGAGUCUUAUGUGGUUGAGUACCUCAGCUGAACUAAAGGCAAGUAAUUCUACAGUAACACUAUAGUAAUCUCCACUUAUACUGUAUAGAUGGGUUAGGGUUAGGUCACUAAGUAUAGGAUAUGCGUGAUAGCUGAAAUACCUUUCUAUUGUAGAAAGUCAGUCUUCGGGGUUAUGAUCCUGGAAAAUGUAAUAAAGGAAAUCAUGGCAAGUUAGUCAUGGUCAAAAAUCGUGAGGACAAUGACAAACUGUUGGUCUGUGCUGAAGAAAAUAAAGUUUAUCUCUGGAAACCAACUGAUGGUAAGGUUUCAUAUUGCAUUCUUAUUAUACAAGAUGACACAACUCACUGAAAUUAAUCAGGAUUUUGCAAACGAAUCUUUACAAGGUUCCAAUCCAACGGGAGAGUAUUUCAAUCCUGCGUAUGACUGUUCAGAUGCUCUCAACAAAAUCUCUGAGGCGAAGGAUGGGUUUUAUUGGAUCAAGUUAUCUGGAAAUAUUCCAAAAAAGGUACUUCUAUAUAUCAGCCAUGCUCGCUGCAAUUUAUGAUCGUGAUAACUGGUUUACGCCUUUACUCUACAACACUUUUUGUUCUAGGCGUAUUGUGACAUGAGCACUGACGGAGGAGGCUGGGUGCUAAUUGGUCGUAAAACAAACGCGGUCACGUGGACAGUACCAUCUAAUAACAAGACAGUUGAACCAUUUGGCGAACCUCAUUGGUCCAGCUCACUUGGUGAUGCUCCAAUCGUCGACUUCCGGGUUCAACUAGCAACACAAGAAGAUUUUAGUGCAACAAAGGCUCAUUGGUGGGUACAUUAUCAAGAAGAAAAUUUAAAUCGUAAAUCUGUUCUUUCGAAAGUUGUCUUGCGUUGAGCGGUAUUCUGUUUACAAGCAAUCAUCACUGUUUAGUGUUGCUUACAUGUAUUAGGGCCAGAUGUCCUGUAAAUCGUCAAUUUUGUUACACAACAUAAAAUUAACAUUAGAACUCAGGAGAAAUAAGUUUGUUUUCUAGUUAAUUAUUGAUCAUGGUGGUCAUUGUGGAUGCAUAAUAAACAUAAUCAUAAUAUAAAUUAAAUGGAUGGUAAUGGUGAUGUCAUGAAUAAUCAGUGAACUCUAUAUAUAUAUAUAUCUGGAACGAUAACAUUCAGUCAUUUGAUUGCGAAAAAAAUGAAGCCUCGAUACCAGUCUUUCACGCGGAUUGGACGUCAGUCUCAGUCCCUCAAACGUCAGGUUUACGCGGAUUGGACGUCAGUUUCAUUCCCCCUCUUGCAAACCGUUGCACGGCCAGUAUAAAUUUGAACGCAAUCACGAAAAAAAAAUUAAAAACAUGGCCAACUCAAUGCAAUACAUUUUAGGAGCAAACUGUUUUGCUCCUAAAAUUUACUGCAUUGAGUUCGCUGUCGGAAAAAAGUCGAGGAAAACUUCCCCGUGUGGAGAAAAGAAUCACUUUUUCAAAUAUAUUGUGUCGUACUGUCGUUCUGGAUGCACAAGGAAAGAGAUAUUCUUGCGAGAAAAUUUCAUUUCACAGGUAGGUAAAUUGACUUGCAACUGUGACUUUGCCGUUGCCAUUUUUCGCGAUUGUUUGAAUUGUUUUUUAGUUUACCAGUUUUAUAGUUUUUAGUCAAUACACUGGUACGUUAUUUUUUAAAGAAUUUAUUGUGUGGUCGGAAUUUGCCUGCCAGCAAAAUGUAAAUGAAUAUGUACGUGUGUUUGAAUAUAAAUUAGACCAUAUGGGCUUAGUAAAAAAUUAUUUUAAUAACUACGUUUCGGAGUAUAACUCCAUCUUCAGGUUAAAAGUGAAUAAAGAUAUAAAAACUGUGAUAAAAACUUUCAAAACAAUUACAAAUUUUAUAUGUAAGUGAUUUUUAAUACUGUAAGAAAGUUCUUGAACAGUUGAUGACGAAGACAAUGACGAAUACUUAUGUCGUGAUUUUUUUGUCGGCUUCACUUUUCGCUCGCUGUUAUCGUUCCAGAUAUAUAUAUAUAUAUAUAUAGAGAGUUCACUGUGAAUAAUACGUACGAUGAGUGCUUUAAAAUUCUUUCCAUAACUGUAUAGGUCAUUCAGACUAAAGACCAAACGUCCUUUAAAGAAUCUUUUGAUGCUCAAUGAAGGAGGAUGUGGUAGACUAUCGCCAGGAAUUGGAAAUAUUUCUUAUGUUAAAGAUCUUGAGACUAACGAGAUUGUCACGACAAAAUUUCGUUGUUCACAAUUCAGUUCUUAUCAUUCCAAGUCAGACGGUUUUGGUUGGGUAAGUUUUUUUCAGGCCACAAAAUAUUUCAUAUUACAAUCUUGUUCCUUCACAUAUUCUAAAUUCGAGUUAAGAAACUCUGACGUUUAAUUCCAGAAUUGCAGAAUUACAUGAAGUUAAAUUUAUUAUAGGACAUGUUGAACAAUUGUUUGAACCGUCGAUGUUCACCUGGUUUUGCCUUCCACAAAAAGUAUCCAGUACAAAUUGACUAUUCAGGAGCUUUUAGGUAAGUAUCACACUGGGGAAGAUGGUUCUAUGGCGGUUUGUGACUGCUUCUUUGUUUGGAGGAAAUCGCAGUGAAUGAACGCUAUUCGUUUGACAUGCGUACAUCAUGGCAAAACAAUGAUCUAUAAUGCUGCAUAUUUAAUCUUUUCUACAGCUAUAGUUCGUCUGGAAAUACUUCAGGAAUCACCCAUGAGUCAACCUCAUUUAUUGGCUGUGAAAAUCAUAAAGUAAGUUUCUCUUGGUAUUAUUUUAGUAAUAAUCCGUGGUAACGUUAAAAGCAAAACAUCAGUAAUAUAAUAACAGUUCAUGAGUAUAAAUUAGCCAACCAUAUUACUUUACCUUGCUCACACGAUGAUACUGGAGACUUGGUCAGUAAAAUAUAUUGAUCUAGUCCUGGCACUGAUCAAAAUUAAUUCAGACCAAGGAGUUGGUCAAAAUUAAAUUACUUUACUCUAAUGAAAGUCUAUGAGAUUUCAAACCCUCAAACCCGAAUUGAUUUUCUCCCUGCAUGCAGUUAGACCCGUUUUGAUUCACAUCACAAAGGUCACAAAAAAUUGGUAUGAUUUUUCUUACCACUUCAGUGCUGUGGUUGUUUUGGUCCUGUUGGUGGCAAGAAAAAUUACUGUGGCAUUGAAUGCAGAGCUAAAAAUGGUGGAACUAUUGAAAAGAAUGUCUACACAUGGUUUUGGGUGAGAUCAUCACUACCAAAAAGAGUCUGGAACAAAUGUAUGGAGUACAAAGUGACUGUUGGUCAAGGAAAAGUGGUUUGGUACAAGUUAUACAAUGGAAAUGCUGUUCCAGUGAUGGUCAGUCAUUUUACUUUCCUUCAUUUAUUUCUAUGAUAAUAACUAUUAACAUCGCUUAAAUAUUGUGGUUUGGGAAUCGUUUUCUUUUUAACUUUUGAAAUAAAAGUGCAAUAAACGACCAUAACUUUUUUGUGUCUUUUUAGGGUCGAUGUGAUCAGAAUGAAGUUCUUCUGAACGAUGGCGUAAGGCAUUGUAGAUAUAAGAUAUGUUAAACACAGUGAAAUGAAUACAACUGGCCUCCAACUGGAAAUUUGAAGCCAAACUUGAAAGCCAUGCAGUCCCAUUCAUUUCACGCAUGCAAAGAGCGCGGCCAAUCAGUCCAUUCAGGAACAUGAAUAUGUAUUUUUGAAAACCAUCUUAAAAUUUACACAAAAAGCUAGCUUUUAACAGCGCUUAAAUUAGCUUCUUCUUAAUGCAUUUAUUUAUGUAAACCUCCUAGUAGACUUUACUUUUAGUUUUUUUCUCAUUUUCUAAUAAUUGUUUACGCGAGAGAAUCGCGAGGCAUAAACACGUGGGUCUUGAUCACCAGACACGCGUGUCUGGGUGUCAAAUUUGGCUUCAAGGAAGGCAGUUUAUCUGAAGGUAGCGUUCCAGUUAUAUUCAUUUCACUGGCUAAACAUAAUACAAAAAUGAAGCGUAAUAUUUUUUCCCGUUAAAACCAGGUUGAAACCACUAAUCUCAUAUAUAGAACUGGACAAACUAAAUAUGCCAGCCUACUACGGUCUACGGUCAUAUUCCUUUACAGAUUGUUGUUGUCCCAGAUAGUGCCGCUGCCCAGAAAGUACCGCCUGUGCCAGGGUUACUGGAAUACCGCAAGGACACCAAGAAACUUUAUGUAAGAUCAAAUGAAACAUGGAAUGUGAUUGGUGAAGACAAGAAGGUAACAUUGACUUUGAUAUUCCCAUUAAAUAAUUUCCCAUGCCAAAAUACUGGAGAUUUAAACAAUACAAUGCAAUUUAUUUAAAGUCAAAAGCAUAGGGAAUGGUUGCACAAUUUCCCGAGCCAUAAGCUCAUGUUAAAAAUGCUUGACUAUAUCUGCUCUAUAUGUACAAUUAUAAAAUAGGUAAUUAGACUAUUUAAUUAAACAACUAGAACUAAAUUUAAAAUAUUAAUUAUAAACGUUAAAAGUUGUAUACAUCUCGCACACUUACAACCCAGAUUUGACUUGUCAGUAAAAUCUAUUGUAGAAAUUAGAGUACAAAACUCGGUUAAUUAACGACUUAGAGUUUUUAAUAUUAGUUAUAUUAGUUAGUUAUACUUAAGCCGGCUAGUACGAAAUCCGAACGAGGUAUUACAACUGACCACGGUUAAUAGAAUUAGAUUAACCGUGAACUGACUAAUUUAAUAUCUUGAUAUGUUCUAUACCAAUUAGCUUAAUAUAAAAUUGGAAAAACUGGAGAAAAAUGUGGCUGAACUCAAAACACGGUUAGGAAGUGCAAACAAGACUGUCAACGAUCAUAUCAUGGACAAAGGUUGGCAAUGCAGUUAUUUUGUAUCGUUAUUUAGUCUAAUUAAAUUAUCCCUACACACUUACUCACAAUCUUAAUAAAAAGUUCAACAUGUACAAUGUUAUUUGACUACGAUAACUUAUCGUACUAUGAAGUAUGAAAAGUGCCGGUAUAUAGUUAUACUAAGGUUACAAUAUCUAAUUUGGUUGUUCGAUGUAAGUGAGAAUUUCAUGGUAAACAUUUAUCUAGGCUUCAAAUGCAAUUGCUCCCUGCAAAGAUAGUAUCAUCACGGAGGGGGAAUGGGGGAUAGAGAGUCGGGGAGUCCGGUGCCCCCUAGACUUUCCAAAGUCCGCGGUUCGUGGUUCCUGGAAGCGACGGACUUUUGUCACCCGCAAGCGCGCCAAAUUCACCGGUGCAUAUUUGCUCCGGUGACGUCAGUGAAUGCUCAUUAUUAUUAUGAACAAAACAAUUAUAACUAGUGAAAUCGACAUGGUGAACGCCCACUAUAUCAUAAUUGAUUUUCGCGCCAAAUUUUUCAGUAAGAUUCAAAAUCAGGCAAGUGACGCAAGUCGCUCGCUUCCGUCUUUCUCAAGCGCUCCCUUCUUGCUACGCGCGGUCCCUAGCGAGCGACUUGGGCAAGUCUAGGUGCCUCCUUACACUUUUCUUCAGGACCAAUUUUGUAAUUCUUUCAAAACUGAGCCGAAAUUGGGGGUCGCGUAAGUCGCGUAACCUCUCGAUGUUUUUAUCCACGACAUAAAUAUUUCAAACGUAUCUAAAUUGCAUGAAAUAGCGUUUCGCAGACCCUAAAAAUAGAAAAUUUUCCUGGGGACGAUGUCCCCGACCGACCAGACGAUUAGGUCCUCCCACUGGUUUGGGGCUGGCUACGCCCCCUGAUUAUGAUUUCAAAUCAAUCCUCACAACCACCCGCUACUGCUUUGAAAAGUGUUUGUUCUAGAUAUUUGGCUCUGAACAGUUUUAGGAAAGGUUUGCAAUUCACAUCUUGACAACACAUUCUUAUUCUGUUAGUUCAAUCCACCACAAGCAAACCUACAUCGGCAACAGCGACACCCACCAAAGUCAGAAGUUGUUCAAGUUUAUACAAAUCUGGUGAAAGAAAAGACGGUGUUUACACUAUUAAUCCUGAUGGCCUUGGAUCUUUCAAAGUCAGAUGUGAUAUGCAAACAGAUGGUGGAGGGUGGGCAGUGUUCCAAAGAAGACAAGACGCAAGUGUAGAUUUCUAUCGUGGAUGGCAAGAUUACAAAAAUGGUUUUGGUGAUCUUAACGGGAAUUUUUGGCUUGGGUUUGAUAAAAUACAUCGUUUGACAAAAUCAGGACAAAAUGUUCUAAGACUGGACUUGAUGGAUUGGACUAACGACACAGCGUACGCAAAGUAUGGAUCAUUUUCUGUGACGUCUGACGGUUAUAAACUGAACCUUGGUAGUUUUUCAGGUGAAUAUGAUUUGAUAAAUAUGAAUUUUAUACAAUACAGCACAAGUCUUAAGGUCAUGUUACAUGCAGCAGGCAACUUUUGCAGCACCUACAGCAAUGCAAUUUCGGACAUAAAGCCAUGUUAUCUAAAACGUAGUCAUAUAUGACUGAAAAAUGUUGGCGGCAGAGUAAAAUGUAGGCCAUACUCACAAUUUCUCAGUGACUACGUUUAAAAAUUUGUAUUAUACUAGUACGCAAGUAUGACGGUGUUUUAAUAAUCUAUGAAAUUAUAAAGGCUGUAAACCCAAAUCAUGCACAGACAAUUUUAAACGAAAACAUUAAAAUAUGCUCAAAAAGGUUAGCCAUUGAAAAUUGGACAAUACCAAAAAAAUGGCAAACACUGUUUAAAAUUAAACUUGUUGAUAUGAUAAUAUACACAUUUUAAACUUAUCACAAACUCUAAAAUCCCAAAUUUUUUAAGGACUUUUAUAUAUCUAAGGUAAUGCUGGUGAUUCGUUGAAAUAUCACAACGGAAUGAAGUUCACUACUUACGAUAGAGAUAAUGAUCAAGGUGACGGCGAAAACUGCGCUGUGUCUUGGCAAGGUGCUUGGUGGUAUAAGAGCUGUCAACACUCCAACCUCAAUGGUCGCUACCUCAAGGCAGGGGAGACUUCUGCGAAAGGAAUAAGAUGGUGGCACUGGAAAAGCGACAACAGAUCCAUGAAGAAAACUGAGUUGAAAAUACGUCCUGCUGGAUUUUAG